GACUUUUAUUUUGGAAAGGAAAAAACUAAAGGAAACAGUCAUUAGAGAAGCUUCUUCACCCGGUUGUUGGGAAAGUUCGCAGUGGAUUUGUGCUUCCUAAAGUCCAGCAGUGGAGUUUGUCCUGACAGUGUCCAAAGUGGUUAAGAAGAUAAACAUCAUGACCUGCUAGCGACACACAGAACAACAUGGACAGGCAAUAACAAAGAGUUACACCAGGGGAGGAGAGUUGGCCGUUAUGACAAGCUCAUGAUGACCACCCUUUCUGCGACUGAUAUUGCUGAUGUUGGUCAUGGGGCAAAUUUGGGGUGUGUCACUGAGGAAGGCUCAGUGAGUGCAGCAGAAGUGAAACAUGAAUUACACACUUCUCCCAGUCAACCCGUUUCAUUCACCAGUUCUCCCAAAGAGCUGAGCGACACGCUGCACAUGGACCCUAGCGACGUUAAACUGGAUCCCUCUGCAGACACACCUGCACCAGAGGGCCAGCCAGUGAAGAGGAAGAAAGGUCCAGCUCCCAAGAUGUUGGGGAAUGAGGUGUGUAGUGUGUGUGGAGACAAGGCCUCCGGUUUCCACUACAAUGUAUUGAGCUGUGAGGGCUGCAAGGGCUUCUUCAGGCGAAGCGUGAUCAAAGGAGCACAGUAUGUCUGCAAGAACUCGGGCCGCUGUGAGAUGGACAUGUACAUGCGCCGAAAAUGUCAGCAGUGUCGGCUGCGCAAGUGUCGGGAGGCGGGCAUGCUUGAGCAGUGUGUGCUUUCAGAGGAGCAGAUUCGGUUGAAGAAAAUGAAGAAGCAGCAUGAGGAAGAGGCAGCUCGUAGCUCGGGCGUGGCUGCACCGAGCCCAGCGGCUGACAUUCCCCCUUUGGCUCCAGAACAGCAGGAAAUGAUUGAGAAGUUAGUCGCCAUGCAGAAACAGUGCAAUAAACGCUCCUUCAUCGACCGGCGCAAAGUCACUCCAUGGCCACAGAGUCAGGACCCGAUGAACCGGGAGGUGCGGCAGCAGCGCUUUGCUCACUUCACCGAGCUGGCAAUCAUGUCGGUGCAGGAGAUAGUGGACUUUGCUAAACAGCUGCCUGGUUUCCUGGAGCUCACCCGUGAGGACCAGAUUGCCCUGCUCAAGACCUCCACCAUUGAGAUCAUGCUGCUAGAGACGUCUCGCCGCUACAAUCCAGCGAUCGAGAGCAUCACUUUCCUCACGCCAGACUUCAGCUACAACAAGGAUGACUUUGCCAAAGCAGAGCAGUUUACAACCUGCCCAUGUCCUAAAAUGACCUCUCCUCCACCUGGCUUCUCUGCAGGACUGCAGAUUGAGUUCAUUAACCCCAUCUUCGAGUUCUCUAAGGGCAUGAAUGACUUGCACCUGGAUGAGGCAGAGUAUGCACUGCUUAUCGCUAUAAACAUCUUUUCAGCAGACCGACCUAACGUGCAGGAUCAUGAUUUGGUGGAGAAGCUCCAACAGCCAUAUGUAGAUGCUCUGCAUUCAUACAUCAGGAUCAAGAGACCAAAUGAUCACCUGAUGUUCCCGCGUAUGCUGAUGAAGCUGGUCAGCCUGCGCACACUGAGUAGUGUUCACUCUGAGCAGGUCUUCGCUCUACGACUGCAGGACAAGAAACUUCCGCCUCUUCUGUCUGAAAUCUGGGAUGUCCACGAAUGAAAGUUAACUACAAAUGGCCAGCCCUAAGGACAUAGUCAUGCAGAGUUUUAUGGCUGAACGGUGCAGGAUCAUACUGUCCUUCAGUCCCACUAACUGCCCUGGCUUUGAGGAGCUUGUUUUAUCUUCCUCUGGACUUAUGAUUGUAUUCUCCUGUGCAGGAUACAGCGGUUUGUGGUUGGCCUUCUCCAGAGUCAGCACUCUGUCGACUGUCUAGACCAUCCAGAAAUGUUGAGGGACUGUUUAUAGACAUUUUGGAUCCAGAUUCUUGCUUACUGGAAUGAAUGACUGUACAUUUAAGGCAAUUGAUUAUAUUUCUUUUUACAAUACCUAUUCCACUGGGAAUACUUGCAGCCCAUUUGAGCUCAAAUCCAGAGGGAUGCCUUCGAGAAGGAGAUGAAUGCAGUAAAUUAGUUAGCUAGCAGAAAGUUUGGCUCUAUACUGUAUGGGCAUUAUUUCUCCCUGCGCUUUGGGGCCAAAAACUUGUCAUUUCACACAUUGUCAUGGAGCAGUGCUCCUACAAAUGACCUGUUUGAGGAUAAUUUGAGAAAUAAUUGAUUAGCCUCUCUCAUACGUCACCAUUUUUGCUUUGAUAUGAGCUCAUUUUUAUGCCUUUUCAGGGACAGUGCAGGAGUAAAGUGGGAUAUCUGCUGAUUUAUUCCAGAGCAUCAGUCACAUAGUCUGAAAGCUAUAUAUAAGGAAUUUAUAGUUUGUGUAAUGUGAAAGAGGCAUAAUGGAAUUUUUCAUAUAGCUAAUAUGUCAGGAUUCUGAAUUGAGUGAGUGGUGGGGAAUGACACAAAGCUUCUCAAUUGGCUUAAUGAAGUCCUACGUUUUGCUAUUCCUUUAUUAAUUUCCAGAAGGAGUGGGCAUGGCUAUGUUAAGGCUAUAUACAAUCUCGUGUUCACUGUCUAGAAGCAAUGGGAUGGUGAUGGUGAACAGAAUGCAAUCUUUGAUUCAUCUAAAAAUAAAAAAAUCCAGCACAUUACUUACAGGGAUUGGCAGGUGUCAGUUGACCUGCCAACAUAAACCAGUAUGCUGCUUACAAAAACUACUGUAAAGUUGGGUUGAGAAAUUUCAUGUGUAUAAUCUAUAACAUUGAACAUAGAUAUGGGUUUAUAACUUUGUUUUAUGUCAACCAUUGUCAUUUAGUAACUGCUAGUAACAGUUUAUUACACAGUAAA
Messenger RNA from Pangasianodon hypophthalmus (striped catfish), 2825 nucleotides. It is a transcript of the gene nr1h3, whose product is annotated as nuclear receptor subfamily 1, group H, member 3. The transcript is spliced from 11 exons. The record is from RefSeq and is a predicted model, not a curated record. Gene Ontology annotation, molecular function: RNA polymerase II cis-regulatory region sequence-specific DNA binding; zinc ion binding; nuclear receptor activity. Lineage: Eukaryota; Metazoa; Chordata; Actinopteri; Siluriformes; Pangasiidae. Bases 247 to 1647 code for a protein of 466 amino acids. Gene Ontology annotation, biological process: negative regulation of transcription by RNA polymerase II; cell differentiation; lipid metabolic process.